ACAAUAUUUUUGAAUAUAAUAUCUGGUGCUUUGAUGGGAACUUUUUAUGGAACAUUUAUUUGCACAGUUUUAAAUACUAUUGGAGCUGUUCUUUGUCAUGUAUUGUGGUAUUUUAGUGGAAAGGAUUUUCUAUUGAGUUUCGAAUGGUUCAGAACAAAAAUUUCAAAACUAUCUUCCUUAAUGAAUAGGAAUAGAAAACUAGGAGGUUUUAAAAUGGUUUGGUUUUUAAUUUCAUUAAGAUUAUUUCCACUGACACCAAACUGGUUUGUAAAUAUUGCUGGACCUGUUCUUGGUAUUUCUGCUGCUGAACAAACAUAUUCUGUAUUUAUAGGAAUGAUUCCAUUUAAUUAUAUAACUGUUCAUGCUGGAUUAAUUCUUUCAGAAUUGAAAAGUGUGAAUGACAUUUAUCAACCAAAAACCAUCAUAUUCCUUAUUUGCCUCUCACUUUUGUCUUUAUUCCCAGUUAUCAUG
Naegleria gruberi is the source of this 471-nucleotide messenger RNA. RefSeq lists its product as uncharacterized. The annotation marks the transcript as partial. NCBI's taxonomy places the organism in Eukaryota, Heterolobosea, Eutetramitea, Acrasida, Naegleriidae. The record is from RefSeq and is a predicted model, not a curated record. The transcript has a single exon.